AUGCAGAGGCAGGUGGCCGAAGCCGCGGUGUCUGCCCUGGUACAGACCAACUUCCUGGUCUCGGCACUGGGUGGCAUGGCGCAGAUCGAGGCGCUGGAGCUGUCCGACGACCAGCUCGACAGCAUGAAGAUUUCGGUCCUCGUCUCUUGCUUCAGUCUGGGCCUGGGCUUCGCCAGCCGAGACAAGGCCGACUCGGCGGUGCUGGAGCUGCCAGGGAAAGUCGGCUGGGGGCCGACCAUGGGCGGCCUCGUCCUGGCGAGGUCACUGGAAGUCUUCAGCCGCAUUCUGGCACUCAACGUGCUGCAAGCUUCGCUGCGCGGCUUUCCGCUGCUGCGAUUCGCCGGCUUGGGAGCUGUUGCACUCGCUUUCCUCGCGGCUUGCCUGGCCUUCCCGGACGCCUCCUGGGCCGACGCUGCGGCCGCGGUGAUCGCCCACCCCGGACAGCUUCUGGAGCCGAAUUCCCUACUGAAGUGGCGGUAUUCAUGCAUGAUCCACGUCGUGCUGGUGGCUGCUGCCGGAGGAGGGCAGUUGCUGCUGCGGACGAGCACGGUCCUGCCGGACAUGCUGCUGAUUGCGUGGCUCGUGCCGGGCUUGACUUGUCCAAGUCAAAGUCGGGUCGUGAGCUUCGUCAGCUGGGCAGCGCUUGGCCUCCUCAGCUGGCUCGGCCACCACGUGGAGCAGCCGCGCUUUGCGGCUUUGGCGUCAGGCGACGAGCCGGUCGUAGCCUACUCGAGCCUGCGGGCUGGCUUCCCCAGCCCCGACGGCCAGGUGCCCAAGGCGGUCCUGGCAGCAAUGCAGGGCAAGGUCGCCGUCGACCUGACGACAGACGCCGCGGCCCGCGGCUUGACGCAGCAGGGCCUCGAGAGGAUCCUCGAGUCCACCGGCGACGUUCGCUUCGAUGGCGGAUUGAUUGAGAGGCUGGCCAUCCCCCAAGAGGCGGUGGUGGAGGGUGUGGCGACGUUGCAUCCUGCCACUCUGCACCUCCCUGACUUCGUGGACGUCCCGGCGGACUCCUGGGAGCGCUUGGGCGCGAGCCUGGACAGCGAGCGCCUGCGGAAGGCGAACCUCGAUACGUGCUUCCGCGAUUCUGGCGAGGGCUCCAAGCCGCUGCUGGCCGCGCUGGCGCGGUGCCGGAAGCUGAAGGCCUGGGCGGAGCUCGGAGCCGCGGAGUGGCCGGAACUCCGGAAGGCGAGGUUCAAGUGGUGUUUCUGCUUACGUGGCGAGGGCUCGGAGGAGCUGCUGGCAGCUUUGGGCCGCUCCCGGCAGCUGGAGGAGGUGGACUUCAGUCGUUGCGAUGCGAUCCCCGACGCGGCCUGGGAGCUGCUGGGCGACGGGGCGUGGCCUCGCCUCCGCGUUGCCAAAGGCGUCAGGGAGGAGCACCUGCAGCGCCUGCGCGAAGCUUCUCUGGACCUCGAAGCGGGUGCAGGCGAGGUGGCAAGCUCCAUGGAGCUGCAGGAGCCCGGUGCCAGGCAGCUGCCGAUGUACCCGGCUUUCGUCACCUCUGUGGUGAUGCUGGCAGCACCAGCGGCAGUUCAGGGGGACCUCGGCCUGCUGCCCGCUCUGGCCCGCUCCGAUGUCGAGGAGCUCAACUUAGAUCUCUGCCGGGACGUCCCUGCCGCCGUGUGGCAGCAGCUCGGCCAGGCUCAGGGUGAGGCGUUCCAGAAGCUCAGGAAGGCGAGCUUCAAAGCGUGCUUCGACGAACGUUCCAAGGGCGUCGAGGGCGCCGCCGCGCUGCUGUUGGCCUUGAGCCGCUGCCAGCUGCUGCAGGAGCUGGGCAUGGCGGAGUGCGACAAAGUCCCGGCCGCGGCCUGGCAGCUCCUGGCGACGGCCCGCUUCUGGGAGCAGCUCCGGAAGGCGGAUUUCUCUUGGUGCUUCUUCCAUGGUUCCACGGGGGCCGAGGGCGCCGCCGGGCUGCUCUCGGCCUUGGCACGCUGCCGGCAGCUGCAGGAGCUGCUGAUGGGCUACUGCGAUGGAAUCCCGGCUGCGGCGUGGCAGCAGCUCGAGGGCGCCCAGUGGCCGAAGCUCACGAAGGUGGACUUCAACGGGUGCUUCGGCGAAAAAUCCAAGGGCGCCGAGGGCGCAGCCGGGCUCCUCACGGCCCUGGCCCGCUGCCCUGAGCUGAAGGAUCUGAGCAUGGUACACUGCAGCCAGAUUCCAGCGGCGGCGUGGCAGCAGCUCGAGGGCGCCCGGUGGUCGAAGCUGACGACGGUGAACUUCGACGGGCGCCUCGGCUUUUUGGCGCCUUUUGGAGUGUUCGUGGAUGCUCUCGAGAUGGUUGUGCUGGGGUGCGAGGGGGAUGUGGGAGCGGUCCGAAACUUCGAGGUGGCAGCCAUCCAACCGUUUCACAAGAU
Molecule: messenger RNA, 2351 nt
Organism: Symbiodinium necroappetens
Lineage: Eukaryota; Dinophyceae; Suessiales; Symbiodiniaceae
Source: the annotation of a GenBank genome assembly